CGAGUCCCUCCAAAGUCCCCAGCAACAGAGUCAGGCUCUGCUUCUUCCUCCUCUAUCGAGCAGAGAGAAGCCGACGAUGGGAGGUUACCGAUCUCUAAGCGAGAUCACCGCCGACCAAAUCUCGGCCGUAGGAAUCCCAUCCGACGAAGCGGAGUCCCUCCACCGCGAGCUCCGCCGCAUGCUCCGAGAUCACGGGAGCAGUGCACGAGACACGUGGAAGUGCAUAUCGAAGAGGAUGCUAAACCCUAAUCAGCCCUUCGCUCUUCAUCAGAUGAUGUAUUAUGGCUGCUACAAGGAUUAUCCUUCUGAUACUCCGCCUGCUUGGUUUCCUGACGAAGAGAGUGUGGCUUUGACAAAUGUUGGUCAGCUAUUGAUGAAACGAGGAAGGGAGUUGCUUGGUUCGAGAUACGAAGAUCCAAUCACCAGUUUCUCUGAGCUCCAGAAGUUCUCAGUCUCAAACCCUGAGGUUUAUUGGAAAAUGGUAUUUGAGGAGCUACGCGUAACAUUCUCUGUAUCCCCAUCAUGUAUAUUGCUUGAGCAUAAUUCUUUUCCUGGAGGUCAGUGGUUACCGGGGGCUUAUAUAAAUGCCGCUGCAAAUUGUUUGAGUUUCAAUGAUAAAAGAGGCCCAGAUGAUGUAAUGGUUAUAUGGAGAGAUGAAGAAUGUGAUUCAUUACCUGUGCAACGAAUGACCUUGAAGGAACUAAAUAGGGAAGUAUGUCUGGUUGCAAAUUCCCUCGAUAUGCUUAAGCUGGCAAAAGGAUCUGCUAUUGCAAUAGAUAUGCCAAUGACCGUGAAUGCUGUUAUUAUAUACCUUGCUAUUGUUUUAGCAGGGUAUGUGGUUGUGUCGAUUGCAGAUAGUUUUGCUCCUGUUGAAAUAUCUACUAGGCUGAGAAUAUCAAAUGCAAAAGCUAUUUUCACACAGGAUUAUAUUAUUCGUGGAGAUAAAGAGCUACCCCUUUAUAGAAGGGUCAUUGAUGCUCAUGCUCCUUUAGCAGUUGUUCUUCCUACUAGGGGCUCUACCUUCAUUAACGGGUUGCGAACUGGUGAUAUGUCUUGGCAUGAUUUCCUGAGAAGUGCUAAACUUGCUAACGCCAAUCAGUACACUGCAGUAGUACAACCGGUUCAAGCAUUCACCAACAUACUCUUCUCUUCUGGAACAACAGGGGAACCUAAAGCUAUCCCCUGGACUCAUGCAACUCCUAUCAAAGCUGCCGCUGAUGCAUGGUCUCAUACGGAUGUUCGCAAAGGUGAUGUCGUUGCAUGGCCUACUAACUUAGGUUGGAUGAUGGGUCCUUGGCUUGUUUAUGCUACCUUGCUUAAUGGGGCCUCUAUGGCUCUUUACAAUGGAUCCCCCCUUCACUCAGGAUUUGCAAAGUUUGUACAGGAUGCUAAGGUAACAAUGCUUGGGGUUGUCCCAAGCAUUGUGCGUGCUUGGAAAAGUACAAAUUGUACCGCAGCCCUUGAUUGGUCUUCCAUUCGUUGCUUUAGUUCAACCGGGGAGGCAUCUAGUGUGGACGAGUAUCUAUGGCUGAUGGGGAGAGCUUACUACAAACCUGUCAUUGAGCUCUGUGGUGGUACAGAGAUAGGAGGUGGCUUCAUUUCUGGAUCUUUGUUACAACCUCAAGCAUUGGCUGCAUUCAGUACACCUGCAAUGGGUUGUAACCUGUUCAUCCUCGACAGUAAUGGACACCCCCUUCCGCAGAAUAUGCAGGGUAUUGGAGAGCUAGCACUUGAUCCAACCAUGUUUGGGGCAUCAACGACAUUAUUAAAUGCUGAUCACUACAAUGUUUACUUCAAGGGCAUGCCAAUGUGGAAUGGAAAAGUGCUUCGACGGCAUGGAGAUGUAUUUGAGCUUAAUGCUGCAGGAUACUAUAGGGCCCAUGGAAGGGCAGAUGACACAAUGAAUCUUGGUGGCAUUAAGGUAAGUUCAGUCGAAAUUGAGAGAGUCUGUAAUGGAGUCAACGAUGAUAUCCUUGAGACGGCUGCAAUUGGGCUGCCACCAUCUGGUGGGGGCCCAGAACAAUUGGUGAUUGCUAUUGUCUUCAAAGAUCAACGGAUUUCUGGAAAAGACCUGGAAAAUUUUAAAAUGGCUUUCAACACUGCACUUCAGAAGGAAUUGAAUCCUCUAUUCAGGGUUUCAUCAGUUGUGGCUGUUCCAUCUCUUCCACGGACAGCUACAAAUAAAGUGAUGAGGAGAGUCCUGCGUCAGCAGUUCUCCCAAUCUAACCAUAGUGCUAAGCUUUAAAUCAUGUAUGUUUUUUUCCCCAAAGAAAGUAUUUACUUCAUCUGUUGUCUCCACUAUUAUAUGCAGGAAAUAUCUCGUCUUAUAGUACAUCUAUUAUUGUUCCAGAUAUGUAUAAAUUAUCUGUAACUUUAGACAUCUUUCGAGAAUAUAAACAGGCAGCUACCAUGGCUGCAGUUGUGAAGUCCCUCUGUUAACAUGGAUGUGGCUUAGGUU
Molecule: messenger RNA, 2458 nt
Organism: Asparagus officinalis (garden asparagus)
Lineage: Eukaryota; Viridiplantae; Streptophyta; Magnoliopsida; Asparagales; Asparagaceae
Product: probable acyl-activating enzyme 17, peroxisomal
Exons: 14
Coding region: 77-2245 (722 amino acids)
Source: RefSeq, a predicted model, not a curated record